GCGUCCGGCGGCUGUGACGCUUGGGGCCGACAGAAUGGCGGCGCGGAACUACGCCACCUGGACGCCGGCACCGCCCGCGCGGGGCCCGUCCAGCCUCGGAGCCACGCAGCGCCGCACGGCCGACAUGAUCCGGCCAUUGCCGCCGCACGUCUUCGACAGCUUGCCGGAGUCACGCGUCGACCGCGCCGAUGCAAGCGCUGUGCGCCGUCGCGGAUUGCCGGCUGCAUCGGAGCGCCGAGAUCCCCAGUCCUGCCACACGGGGAGGUACCAGUCGCCCCUCCAGGCCUACGAAGCGGUCCUCCGUCAGGAAUGCGCCGAGAGCGCCGUUUUCGGCGUUCUCAGCACUCCGAGAUGCCAGCGCAAGGCCACCUACCAUGGCCGCGCCACGGUCACCUACCAGGAACGGGAAGACCUGACAGUUCACCGGGACGAUCACAGCUCCGCGGAAUCUCUGGAACAGCGCAGCCUGUCGGCGGCCACGUACAGUGCCCUCCAGGAAUACCAUCGGCCUAGGCUGUCGACCACUGACUAUAGGAGCCGUAGCUUUGGGGACCACAACGCUGGACAGCACCACGCUGGGCAAAACUACACGUGCUGCUUUCGAGAGCACGCUUCGUGCUGCGACCGGCCUCCGCCUCUGUGGAGGAUCGGCCAGCAGAGGACGCUUGAAGACGAAGACUGUGGCCUCCAGACUGCGCCUGUCACUCACUGCGUCAACCCGAACGUGCGCGUAUCGAGACAGGUACUAAGCGAUAACUUCCAGGACUUCUGUCAGACGAUGCUGGCAUCCGAACGACAGGUGCCCGAGCAGCAGCAGUCGCGAGUACCAGCGGUCACCGUCCAGUCGCCUACCAAGCCUCAACAGGUCGCCUUUCGGCUGGGAAGCAAGGACUCACCCCGGAGGAGGUCAUUGUCUAGUUUGAACAGGACUUCCAUCGUGCAAGAGGUGCUCAAGAAGAUGUCUAGUCAAGCAGCUGCGAUGCCACCCGCAUCUUCGAUAAUGGCACCAACAAUUAACCAUUCUCCUAACGUUGUUGAUAAGGAGACAGGACUGGACCAAGACACCCUGAAAGUCAUCCAACAGUUGGACUUGUCCAUCGCGGGCGAUCAAGAAGUCUUUGCAGACGGUCCUCCGCCACCGGUGUUUCCAAAGCCAGCGACCGACUCUCGGCAUGCGCCCCCCUCGGAAGCUAUUUCCAACGGGUCGUGCCAACAUCCAACGGACUCAGAGGUGCAGAAUGACAACCUAAUAGAGGAAGUCUGCUUUCCGGGCUCGAACAAGAAGCCCUACGUGGCCUUCGGCAUGACACCGCAGCAGACAGCGCCACCUGGACAGACAACCUCGGAGUUGAAUGGAUAUGCAGUCACGGAAAGGCGAGACGCCUUGUUGGGCAGAAACAAUGAGCUUGAGAUAGACAUGGGCGUGGGCGACGUCAAAUCACCAGCAGCCAGCGUGGGUAAAGCACUCUCGGAGACGGGCGACAUCUGCAUUAUGCCAGUGGACGAGUGUCAGCUGGGUCGCAGUGACACGGCGGACAGCGGCGUGGCGAGCCGGCCCGAGUCGGGCAGCUGCUCGCACUUCGUGGUGGUCGCCAUCGACUUUGGCACAACGUACAGCGGCUACGCGUUCAGCUUCACCAGGGACCCCGACAACAUCCACAUGAUGCGCAAGUGGGAAGGUGGCGACCCGGGCGUAGUGAACCAGAAGACGCCGACCACGCUGUUGCUAAACCCCGACGGAGAGUUUCACUCGUUCGGCUUCACGGCCCGCGACGUCUACCACGACCUCGACGCGCAGGAGGCCAAGCAGUGGAUGUUCUUUGAGAAGUUCAAAAUGACGCUUCAUAGCAAUGAGAACCUCAGCCGUGAAACGGAAAUUCGGGCGGCCAAUGGGCGACCCAUGGCGGCGCUGACGGUGUUUGCGCACGCUCUGCGCUACUUCCGGGACCAGGCGCUGAAGGAGCUGAGCGAGCAGUCGGCCACCACCAUCCUGCCUGACGACGUGCGCUGGGUGGUCACCGUGCCGGCCAUCUGGCGACAGCCCGCCAAGCAGUUCAUGCGUGCCGCCGCAUACAAGGCGGGAAUUGGCUCCCCUGACUUCCCGGAACAGCUGAUCAUUGCUCUGGAGCCUGAAGCGGCAUCUGUGUACUGCCGCAAGCUGCGCAUGCAUCAACUAGUGCCCGAGGCCCCCGCUAGAGUGCAUCUCUUCCGAGAGGCAGCGCCCGAGCUGAAUACCGAACCCGCCGUCGACGAGAGGCCAGACAUGCAUAUCCUACCUCCCUUGCGCUCGGAAGUUAUCGAGGAUUACCUUUACGGAGGCACCAAGUACAUGGUGGUAGACUGUGGUGGUGGCACGGUGGACAUCACAGUGCACGAGUUGCACGACCAGCACGGCACACUCAAGGAGCUGCACAAGGCGACUGGGGGACCAUGUGGUUCGCUGGGCAUUGACCGUGAGUUCGAGCGCCUGCUGCGCGCCAUCUUCAGCAGCGAUUUUAUGGACCAGUUCAAGCUGAAGAGGCCUGCUGCCUACGUCGACCUCAUGGUGGCCUUCGAGGCCCGCAAGCGCAACGCCACACCUGACAAGGACACACCGCUCAACAUAUCGCUGCCUUUCUCUUUCAUCGACUACUACAAGAAGUGCAAGGGCACCACCGUGGAGCAGGCUAUCAAGCGCUAUGGCAACAAGGAGGUGAAGUGGUCGUCACAAGGCAUGCUCCGUCUGGAGCCGGCGGCCAUGCGCGAACUGUUCCGCCCCACGCUGGCACGCAUCAAGGAACACAUCGGCAGUGUGCUCGGGGACCCACACUUGGGGGCCAUUCACUACUUAUUCCUGGUGGGGGGCUUCGCCGAGUCGCAGAUGCUGCAAAAGGAGUUGCGUGAGGCCUUCACGCCUCAUACGAGGGUUAUCAUUCCACAGGGCGUCAGCCUGGCCAUCUUGCGAGGUGCGGUGCUCUUUGGCUUGGACCCAAUGGUGGUCAAUGUGCGCCGGUCGCGGCUGACCUAUGGUGUAGGUGUGCUAAACCGCUUUGUGCAUGGUGUCCACCCCCCAUCCAAGCUGGUCGUCAAGGAUGGCAUCGAGUGGUGCGCUGAUGUGUUCGAUGCCUUCGUUUUGGCCGACCAGUCCGUGGGACAAGGUGACGCUGUGGUACGCAGUUACACGCCCGCAAAGAGUGGACAGACACGUUCCAUUAUUCACGUCUACUGCAGUGAACGUGAUGAUGUGCGCUUCAUCACCGAUCCAGGCGUUGUUCGUUGUGGCACCCUUGUGCUCGAUUUGUCAGACACAAGACACACACCACUGCGGCGGCGCGAAAUACAGGCACGUAUGGUGUUUGGUGAGACUGAGAUCAAGGUCAGUGCCCUGGAUGUUGCUACACAGAAAUGCGUCCGAGCUGACAUCGACUUCCUCAACCAGUGAAAUGCGCUGACCCAUGCCAGAAGUGGCAGUGCACACACAGACUGAUGCUUCACAUCUGCGAAACCAAAGCCACUGCUUUCAUUUCAUUAAGAGCCAUAUCAGCAAGAAAAGAAAAAAAGAGGAACAGUUUUAUUGUGUACUGCUACUGUGGAUCCACAAGAUGUCGACUUUCAACUGCACUUGCUUACAACAGCCGAUCCAAAUACAUGGCAUUUUGCAGCAAGGCCUGAGUAGCUGCUUGGUAGUGAUGCACCCUCAGUUCCUUUCCAAUGUAAGCUAGUUUUUUAAUACGAAAAGUGUCAAAAGAGUCGUGCAACCUGUCCAUAUGUUGAGUACUGAUGCGGGAUGAUUAUGAUGGGGGAAGCUUGUGAACAGUAGGAGGCAAACAUCAGAAAGCACAGGGUGUAAUAUUAUGAUAAUAUACUCGGUGAAGUGGUACUCCAUGAAUGUAUGAUGGGUCUGACAAGUAACGACAAAUUUUUAGCAUCAAAUUCUGCAGAAAAAAAAUAUUUGGCCCAAUAGUGCAGCCCUUAAAACUGUAAAAUAAAUUAAGCUACAUUUAACAUGUAAUCCAUAAUAACAUGAGGGCACACCGAGGCAACACAAAGGCACUAGCAAGGCCUAUGUGGCCAACAUUCUAUAAUGUUUAAACUUAAGAAAGUGUCACACAAACAAUGUAAAAA
Messenger RNA from Rhipicephalus microplus (southern cattle tick), 4104 nucleotides. RefSeq names its product heat shock 70 kDa protein 12A. The record is from RefSeq and is a predicted model, not a curated record. Lineage: Eukaryota; Metazoa; Arthropoda; Arachnida; Ixodida; Ixodidae.